AUGGAGGCCCUGGUCAAGAUGUUCUCUCUGGCCGGCAAAACAGCCGUGGUCACUGGGGGCACAAGGGGUAUUGGUGCCGCCAUGGCUAUUGCGCUGGCAGAAGCUGGUGCAGAUAUCAUCCUCAUUCAGAGAGACGAAAGCAACAAGAAGACAUACACCCAGAUCCAAGAAUUGGGACGGAAAGCCACAAUUGUCACAGCAGAUCUUUCAGAUCAAUCGUCGGUUGAGAAUGUCAUUCCGAAGCUCGUCAAAGCCGGCCACGACAUGCAUAUUCUGUUGACUAGCGCAGGCAUUCAGAAGAGACAUCCAGCACACCAAUUCCCACUGGAAGACUGGAACUCGGUAUUACAAGUCAACCUAACCACGGUAUUCACGCUAUGUCGCGACUUUGGUGCCUAUCUCUUAUCAAAACCUCCGCCAGCCUCAGGAUCACGAGGAAGUAUUAUCAACGUUGCUUCUCUUCUCACGUUCCAGGGCGGAAUCACGGUUCCAGCAUAUGCGGCGUCAAAGGGUGGUGUGGCACAAUUGACCAAGGCACUAAGUAACGAGUGGUCCAGCAAGGGUAUUCAGGUCAACGCAAUUGCGCCUGGCUACAUCGAUACGGACAUGAAUGAGGCGUUGAUCGCGAAUGAGACGAGGGCGAGGCAAAUUCUAGAGAGAAUUCCCGCAGGCCGAUGGGGCAAGCCAGAAGAUUUCAAGGGCGCAGUCGUGUAUCUCGCAAGCAAAGCGAGCGCCUACGUCAGUGGAGAGGUGUUGACAGUUGACGGAGGAUGGAUGGGCCGGUGA
Rhinocladiella mackenziei CBS 650.93 is the source of this 786-nucleotide messenger RNA. RefSeq names its product 2-deoxy-D-gluconate 3-dehydrogenase. The record is from RefSeq and is a predicted model, not a curated record. The transcript has 2 exons. Bases 1 to 786 code for a protein of 261 amino acids. NCBI's taxonomy places the organism in Eukaryota, Fungi, Ascomycota, Eurotiomycetes, Chaetothyriales, Herpotrichiellaceae. Gene Ontology annotation, molecular function: oxidoreductase activity, acting on the CH-OH group of donors, NAD or NADP as acceptor.